This is a messenger RNA of Eublepharis macularius, 2570 nucleotides long. RefSeq names its product osteoclast stimulating factor 1 (gene OSTF1). The coding region runs from base 253 to 897 and encodes 214 amino acids. Gene Ontology annotation, molecular function: protein binding. Gene Ontology annotation, biological process: signal transduction. The transcript has 10 exons. The record is from RefSeq and is a predicted model, not a curated record. NCBI's taxonomy places the organism in Eukaryota, Metazoa, Chordata, Lepidosauria, Squamata, Eublepharidae.
UAGAGGGCGCAGCCAGCUGUCCGCUGGCGCGGCUGCGGCUGCCACUUCCUCAUCGCUGCAGAGGCAACUUGUGCGCUCUACUCCCUUGCGCUCCGCGGGGACUUCCACUGGGGCACCUAGCCCCGUCCACGGCUCUCGAUCCGGACUCGCAGAGCCUGCCCCGACGGCGACAGAGUGCCAGAGGAAGGCGGCUAGCAACCGAGCCCUACAUCGGCAGGCGGAAAAGACUUUCUCCGCAACUUCUGCACAGCAAUGUCCAAGCCGCCACCUAAACCAGCCAAGCCAGGGCAAGUCAAAGUCUUUAGAGCCCUGUAUACCUUUGAGCCCAGAACACCAGAUGAGCUGUAUUUUGAAGAGGGGGACAUAAUCUACAUUUCUGAUAUGAGUGACACAAAUUGGUGGAAAGGAACUUGUAAAGGCAGAACUGGACUGAUCCCCAGCAACUAUGUGGCUGAACAAGCAGAAUCUAUUGACAACCCACUACAUGAAGCAGCCAAGAGAGGAAACUUGAGCUGGCUGAGGGAGUGUUUGGAUAACAGAGUUGGUGUGAAUGGAUUAGACAAAGCUGGAAGCACAGCCUUGUAUUGGGCAUGCCACGGAGGACAUAAAGACAUAGUGGAAGUGUUACUGACGCAGCCAAAUGUAGAACUAAACCAACAGAAUAAACUGGGAGAUACAGCUUUGCAUGCUGCUGCAUGGAAAGGUUAUGCAGAUAUUGUUGAAAUGCUGCUGGCAAAAGAUGCCAGAACAGAUUUAAGAAACAAUGAGAAAAAAUUGGCUUUUGACAUGGCUACUAAUGCUGCAUGUGCUUCCCUGCUUAAAAAGAAAAAAGGACAAGACAUCAUGCGAACAUUAAGUAAUGCAGAGGAAUACCUUGAUGAUGAAGACUCUGACUGAAUUGCCUUCUACUACUUUAAGAUCUACAACCUUCCUCGCCUUCACCUUCCUUAAAAUCCUUUCUCUCUGCAACCACAAAGUGUACUUUCGCAUACACAAUAAUGAAGUGUUACAAUAAUUGUAAAUAUCAUGAUGAGAGAAUUCUUCUGCAACUGACCCCAUAUCAGGGGCCGUGAAUUAUCUAGUUUCAAACUAUUUGUCUUGGUAAGAAUAUAUGUAAGACGGGUUUCCCUACCAAUUCUCUAACUGGAGGACUGAACUUACCAAUCUCAUACUGGAAAUGUGUAUUAAGCUUUGAAAACAGGGGUGCUCCAAAUAUUUGGGAUGUACAGAAUACAUCCUGUUUGCAAGGAAAGUAAUCAUCCUAAGAUGUAUUGGGAACAAUUAGUAUUAUUUUACAGAGAGGAACCUCUCAGGUAGAAGAUGUGCUGUAGACACCCCUCGCUACCAGUGCAGCUGUGUGUAAUUAAGUAAAAUGAGUUCCUUGCAUGCAGAAGCUGCAUGGGGAACUGAAAUGGUAAAGGAUAUACAAGGAUUACUUCUAAUGGUACUGCCUCCCUUGCCUUGUUGGAGAAUAUGUGUAAGGUUAGAACAAGCCUUCUAGGACAUGAGUGAUACAUGUGCACUUCCCACUGCUGCCUGGGAAUACCCAUGGUAGGAGAGCGAUAAUACUGUAGCAGCCUUGAUCAAGGCUGCAGAGUUAGUAAUGUUGGCAGAACAAAGUGAGCACCAUUUGCUUCACUGACCCACACAAAAAGCCUCAAAUACCUCCCCCCCCCACCCCGAUUGCUCUGAGGAUGUAACGAGGCUGAGCCCUUCCUUCCCUUCCAUGGCAACUGCAAGGGGAAGGGAAAUGGAUUCAGAGAUGGGCCCAGUCUUCAGCAGCCUCUGAUCCCAAAUUCUUCACAAUGGUUACCUUGUGCAUGAAGAGAUGCUGAUCCCUUCCUUUCCCUCGGGAAUUCUCAUUGUUCAUUCCCCUUACUAAUUUUGUUGGCUCCACUGUGUGUGUGUGUGAGUGUGUGUAUGUGUGGUUAAUGGAUGACCUUUUUAUUUUAUGACUCAGUCCUAAAGACCUUAGACAGGAAGUAGUAUUCUUUUUAAUGGUAGCGGUUAAGACCUUUACCCCCAGUCUAACAGAUACAAACACAGCACCACCAGGUAACCAUCAAUCGUUCUGAUCCGCUGUUGAGCAAAGAGCAAGGAGUAGGGGAGGAAUAUCCAAUCUCUGUGGGCCUUCCCCAGUAUAUGAUGGGUGCUGUUGCUGCACACAGCCUGACAAGCUGAGGAGCCUUGCGCACAGCAAGUAUUCACAAGGUUCCUCAUCCAGUUAGGGAUACUGUACAGAAGCCUGUUUCUCUGUGUGUUUGCCACCCUGCUGAGUUGGGGUAUUUAUUUUGGUAAGGAGCUUAUUCUUUGACUUGAAGUGACAGUCACGUUUAAAAUGUAUUUGGGGGAAUGUUUUUCACUUCAUCUUGUCUUAAGAAAAAUUAUUCCCUCUUGCUUUCCCGUUUCAUUCUUCCUGUCCUUUUGAAGACUUUUAUGUUGUUAUUUUAUUUCUAAGUUUUUUUUAAAAAAAUCAGAUCUGAUGUGUUUCUGAAAUAAUUUUAAGUAAAAAACCAUGACCAAAAGUAUUGUCAGAAAAGAAUCCAGUCCAAAUAAAUAUUUUAAAAUGC